AUGGGGCGCGUGAUCCGCGCCCAGCGCAAGGGGCGCGGCGGCAUCUUCAAGUCGCGGCGGACGCACAAGAAAGGGCCCGCCAAGUUCAGGGCGAUCGACUCAGCGGAGAAGAACGGAUACAUACGGGGUGUGGUGACGGCUAUCAUCCACGACCCAGGAAGGGGGGCGCCGCUGGCGAAGGUCAGUUUCAGAGACCCAGUUCGAAAGGGGUUGAGAGGGGAGAUGUUCAUCGCGCCAGAGGGAAUGUUCACUGGACAGUACGUGUACUGCGGCAAGAGGGCCACAUUGGCGAUCGGCAAUGUCAAGCCUGUUGGGGAGAUGCCAGAGGGUAGCAUCGUCUGCAACGUGGAGAAGAACAUCGGUGACAGGGGUUCCAUGGCGCGGUGCUCGGGGGAUUAUGUCACGGUUGUAGCUCACAACCCAGACUCAGGAAUUACCAGGAUCAAGCUGCCAUCUGGCGCAAAGAAGGUCAUCUCCAGCAGAUGCAGGGCCAUGGUUGGCCAAGUUGCUGGAGGUGGACGCACUGAGAAGCCCCUCCUGAAGGCAGGCAACGCUUACUGGAAAAACAAGGCCAAGAAGAACCGCUGGCCGAAGGUCCGUGGUGUGGCCAUGAACCCUGUGGAGCAUCCUCACGGUGGUGGAAACCAUCAGCACAUUGGUCACCCAUCGACUGUGAAGCGCAGCGCGCCUCCAGGGCAGAAGGUGGGUCUCAUCGCCGCCAGGAGGACCGGCCGGCUGCGCGGUACUACUGUCGUCAAGGGGGAGAAGGAGUAA
This is a messenger RNA of Ostreobium quekettii, 774 nucleotides long. The record is from the annotation of a GenBank genome assembly. Lineage: Eukaryota; Viridiplantae; Chlorophyta; Ulvophyceae; Bryopsidales; Ostreobiaceae.